This is a messenger RNA of Amblyraja radiata (thorny skate), 2250 nucleotides long. Its product is annotated as shiftless antiviral inhibitor of ribosomal frameshifting protein homolog. NCBI's taxonomy places the organism in Eukaryota, Metazoa, Chordata, Chondrichthyes, Rajiformes, Rajidae. Gene Ontology annotation, biological process: innate immune response; viral translational frameshifting. Gene Ontology annotation, molecular function: sequence-specific mRNA binding; ribosome binding. The transcript is spliced from 8 exons. Bases 113 to 1111 code for a protein of 332 amino acids. The record is from RefSeq and is a predicted model, not a curated record.
UGAAAGUACACUGAAUCAGGAAAUUGCGUUUGAUGGAGGAAAACGAGGCGGAUUAAAUGCCAGCCCGUUGUUUUAGUUUGAUUUCACGAGCAGUUUUGUUCUGUAACUCAAGAUGGCCCAAAGAGUCCUGCAGCAGAGAAUCGAGCUGGAGAGAGGUGUCAGGAGAUUUCGGGAGGUGUUCCAGGGCAAGGUCUCCCUGGAGCUGGUUGUCCUGCUGAUGAAACGAUAUUUCAGCAACUUCUCACUCAUUACCAAGUACCUUAUCCUGAUGGUCACAGAUGAGGAUACAGAGUUGGACGCUGAUGAUAGAAAAGAGAUUGAUAAUGAUCCCAUAGUCAAGGCAGUUAUUAAGAAGCUCCGAGAUGAAGAAAACGAGGCGAAGACCAAGGAAGUGGUGUCAGAAUUGACGGAAAAGAAUCUGGAAUUGUUAAACCUGGCCAAUGAAAAGUUAAUCCCAUUCGAGGAGAGGCAGUUCUCCUGUAAUAUAUGUGACAUAUACUGGUGGCGAAGGGUGCCGGCGAGGAAACAGGUGUCCAGGUGUCGAAGGUGCAAGAGAAAGUACGACCCAGUGCCGUACGACAGGAUGUGGGGCUACGCUGAGUUCCACUGCCAGGAGUGUGGCCAUGUCUUUGGGGGGUUUGGCCAGAUGGGUCUGCCUGCGCCGUGCUACAUCUGCUCCAGCCACGUCACCCCCCUGCGGAUCCUUCCGCCAAAGAAGAGCCUGGGCCCUCACAGCCCCAGGCCCCACAGCUGUUACGCUGAGGAUUGCUACAACCGCCAAGAGCCUCACAUCCCAGGCACCCACUGUGUCCACCCUCGAAGCCGGCAGAAAAGGGGUCUGCCGAAGGUUCUGUACCCCAGCCCGGGGCACUUGAGCACGGGAUCCACGGUGGCCACUUGCCUGAGUCAGGGCAGCCUGAUGGAGUGCCCCGUGGACGAGAUAAUCGCCGAGGACAUUCUGGAGGAGGAUGAGGAGGCCACGGAGGACGAGAUGCCCGCGGCGGACAUCCUCGACCAGUCGACCGAAGACGAGGAAGACUCGACGGAGAAGUCUGACAGCGUCAACAACGAUAACGGCAACGAGAGGCCCCGUGACAGAUUGUCCGAAUGAGGGCGCGAGGAACUGCAGAUGUUGGAACCUUGAGCAAAGCACAAAGUACUGGAGGAAUGAAUGAAUGAAUGGAUGAAUGGAUGAAUGGAUGGAUGAAUCACUGAUGACAAGUCUCAGUGAUCUCCUUUGCUUUGAAUUCUUUGCCCAACGGAACUCAACGGGUCAGGCAGCAUCUGUGAAAGACACAGACAAUUCACACAAAGUACUGGAAGAACUCUACAAGGUCAGGCAGCUUUUGUGGGCCAUGUUUUGGAUGGGGAACCUUCUUCAGACUGAUUGUAGUAAGGUGGAGAAAACUGGAAAGGAGAGGUGGAGCUGUGACAGAGUUUUGUGGAGGAAAUGGGCAGGUGACGUUUCAGAGUGGGACCCUUCUUCAGACUGAUUCUAUUAGGGUGGAGAAAGCUGGAAAGGAGAGGUUUGGGCUGGGACAAAGUUCUGUGAAGGAUACAGGUAAUAUUUUCGAUCAGGAAUGUCAUUGUCCUACCUGGGACACAUGACAAUAAACUCUCUUGAAUCUUUAAUUUUCAUCAGACUAAUUGUGGUUGGGUGGAGAAAGGUGGAAAGGGGAGGUUUGGGCUGGGAUGUAGUUUUGUGGAGGAUUUUUUUGCGACAUUUUGAAACAGGACCCUACAAUCAGCUUGAAGAAGGGUCUCGACCCGAAACGUCGUCUGCCCAUUCCCUCCACUGCUGAGUUCUUCCAGCACUUUGUGUGAAUUAUCUGGAAGUUGAGUAAGGUUGAGUUUGUCAUGGAUGCACAGCCUCUCCUCCGUCAGUCCCAGGGUGAAGGUUUGGGCAGGAGACCCUUGCAAAGGAAAUUGGCACCGACUCGAAGCGGAGGCACCUGGAACUGCAGGCGCUGGGAAUCUUGAAUAAAACGCAAAGUGCUGGAGGAACUCAGCAGGGCAGGCAGCAUCUGUGGAAGGGGAAUGGUGUCGGGACCCUUCUUCAUACUGAUGGUUGUCGGGUGGAUAAAGCAGGAAAAGGAGGUGGGGUUGCAUAGUCUUGGUGUGUGAGUUUCUCCAGCACUUUGUUUUUUUGACCAGCUGUUGGUUUCUGAGAUUAGGUCUUACUGAAAUUCCCCCCCUCCCCCCUCCCCCCCAAAAAAAAAUAAGAAAGCAAUUUGCAAAAACAAAUAAUUU